Molecule: messenger RNA, 1314 nt
Organism: Leishmania mexicana MHOM/GT/2001/U1103
Lineage: Eukaryota; Euglenozoa; Kinetoplastea; Trypanosomatida; Trypanosomatidae
Product: putative C-14 sterol reductase
Exons: 1
Coding region: 1-1314 (437 amino acids)
Biological process (GO): sterol biosynthetic process
Cellular component (GO): endoplasmic reticulum membrane
Molecular function (GO): oxidoreductase activity, acting on the CH-CH group of donors, NAD or NADP as acceptor
Source: RefSeq, a predicted model, not a curated record
AUGGCAAAACGCAGAGGUACUGCUUCCAAGUCAGAGGCGAAUUCUCUGCAGCCCCGCACGAAAACCUACGAGUGGGGCGGCCCGGUGGGAGCCCUCUUCAUGGUUGCUUUUCUCCCCACACUGGUGGUAGCGCUGAACAGCCUGUGCGCUGGGGAGCAGUGCAGCCUCAUGCAGGCAAUGCGGCUGCCUGCACUGAUGAAGGAGGUGGUGCAGAGCGCGCGGCCGAUGCUGCGGACGGCGAUCGGCAUCGAGCUUGUGUGGAUCGCCGCUCACGCCGUAUUUUCCAUCCUCCCUAUUGGCAAACUCGUCCACGGCAGCGAGCUCCGCAGCGGCGAGCGACUUUCCUACCGCAUGAACGCCAUCCACGCCUUCGUUGUCGCGCACCUCGUGCUCUUUGGCCUGCACUUCACCUCCACCCUCAACAUGGCUGUUGUGGCCGACCUUUACCACCCCCUCAUGAUCGGCGCCAUUCUUAUCUCGUUUGCCAUGUCGGUCGUGCUGUACGCGGCGUCGUACCGCAGUCGCAACGUACUCACGGCUCUCGGUGGCAACACCGGGAGCGUUCUGUAUGACUUUUGGGUCGGCCGCGAGCUGAACCCGCGCACCGGUCCGCUGGACUGGAAGCUGAUGUGCGAACUGCGUCCCGGCCUCAUUGGCUGGAGCAUUCUCAACUGGGCAUUCGUGUGCAAGUCGGCCGAGCUGGGUACCGUGACGCCGAGCAUCGUGCUCACCGCACUUUUCGAGUCUUUCUACGUCCUGGAUGGCCUGCUGCUGGAGGCGGGAAAUCUCAGCAUGAUGGACAUUGUGACGGACGGCUUUGGCUUUAUGCUGUGCUUUGGCGACCUUGCGUGGGUACCGUUUACGUACACGCUGCAGACGAAGUACCUCGUCCACCACCCCGCGCACCUCUCGCUCGUGCAUCUGUCCCUGUGCGCUUCCCUUACUGCCGCCGGGUACCUGAUCUUCCGCAAUGCGAACACGGAAAAGGACCGCUUCCGAAAAAAUCCGCAGGACCCGCGCGUGCAGCACCUGCGCGUCAUGAAGACCUCCAAAGGCAAGUCCCUCAUCAUCUCCGGCUACUGGGGCGUGUGCCGGCACCCAAACUACGUUGGUGACUGGCUGAUGGCGCUCGGCUGGGCGGCGUUUAGCGGCACGGCAGAGUUGCUGCCGUACUUUCAUCCUGUUUACUUUGGCCUCCUCCUCAUGCACCGUCAGCUGCGUGAUGAGCAGCAGAUGCGAGAGAAGUACGGCAAGGAGGACUGGAACGCGUUCUGCCGCGUCGUCAAGUAUCGGCUGUUCCCGUACAUAUACUAG